This is a messenger RNA of Nymphaea colorata (pocket water lily), 2614 nucleotides long. RefSeq names its product twinkle homolog protein, chloroplastic/mitochondrial-like. Bases 100 to 2334 code for a protein of 744 amino acids. Gene Ontology annotation, molecular function: ATP binding; 5'-3' DNA helicase activity; single-stranded DNA binding. The transcript is spliced from 21 exons. Lineage: Eukaryota; Viridiplantae; Streptophyta; Magnoliopsida; Nymphaeales; Nymphaeaceae. The record is from RefSeq and is a predicted model, not a curated record. Gene Ontology annotation, biological process: DNA replication.
GUCUCCCGUCCAAAAUCCUCUCCCUCGGUUGAAGAUAAAACUUCGUCUUCGACCUUCGCCGUUGUCUAAGCAGCCUUUUCAAAAGAUGCCCCAGCGGCUAUGCUAGUCACCUCUUUCUCUCCUCUUUCCCUCCCUCCCUCCCUCCUUACCUCCCUUUUUAAACAUACCCCUUCUCUUCCCUCCGGAAAACCCAUUGUCAUCUCCAACACCACGACCACCAUCGCCGUCCUUCAAAUGGUCCUUCCCUCCGUUAUAGUAAUGGGUUCUAAGUGCUUCAUCAAUCCCGCGCUCUAUAGGCCCAUCCCCCGCUCCUCCCUCCUCCUCCUUCAGCACGUUCAUUCCCUUUGUGUGGAUAGCCACCGUCUUGGAGGAGGAGGAGAAGGGCGUUCUAUUUCUUUGGGGUUGAGCAACAAAAAGGCCAUCCCCUCGGUUCGCUGGUUACCCAUCCAAAGGCGGCUCUCCGCUUUCGUCGUGGGCAAGUCUGGUGGCGCAGCUCUCAGGGAAGCGGAAACAUUGCAAGCAUUAAAAGAAAGAUUGGAGAGUGAAGGAAUUCCAUUUGGUGAGUGCACAAUUGGAGAAUACAGCCGGAUUCUAUGCCCAAAGUGUCAAGGUGGGAGCUCACAGGAAAAAAGCUUCUCUGUUUUUAUUCGUGAAGACGGAAAUUUGGCAACCUGGGCAUGUUUUAGAGCUAAAUGUGGGUGGAAGGGUCAUGUCCAAGCGUCUAAAGGUUUGAGUGCAUAUCGUCCUAAGCAAACUAAUGGAUCUUGCAGUGAUGAUGAACAGUCACCUGUAACACAGCCAAAUAGGAUACUUACAGAAAACGGCCUUAAGCUAGCUCCACUUGGUGAUGAGAUACUUAGAUAUUUUUCUGAGAGAAUGAUUUCUGGAGCAACUUUGAGAAGAAAUGGAGUUAUGCAGACUUUAAGAGACAAUGAGGUUGUUAUUGCAUUCCCAUAUCGAAAGAAUGGACAGAUUGUUAGCUGCAAAUAUCGUGGUUCCAAUAAAAAAUUCUGGCAGGAAAGGAAUUCUGAGAAGAUACUCUAUGGGCUGGAAGAUAUCAAAUUAGCAAAAGAUAUUAUCAUCGUUGAGGGGGAAAUUGACAAGCUUUCAAUGGAGGAAGCAGGUUUUCUCAAUUGUGUGAGUGUUCCUGAUGGUGCUCCACCACGGGUUUCAGAGAAAGAAUUGCCUCCUUGGGAACAGGAUAAGAAGUAUCGGUACUUGUGGAAUUGCAAGGAAUAUCUUGACAAGGCUUCUCGUGUCAUCUUAGCCACAGAUGCUGACCAACCUGGGCAAGCUCUUGCAGAAGAGAUAGCUCGACGCCUUGGCAAGGAGAGAUGCUGGCGCAUUAAGUGGCCAAAAAAGAAUGAGAAUGAUGUGUGCAAGGAUGCAAACGAGGUGCUUAUGUAUUUGGGAGUAGAUGCAUUGAAGGAGGUCAUUGCAAAUGCAGAACUAUACCCUGUCCAGGGCUUAUUCAGGUUUCAGGAUUAUUUUGAUGAGAUUGAUGCAUACUAUAAUUGUUUUCUGGGAAAUGAGGUUGGAGUUUCAACUGGGUGGAGAGCUGUGGAUGACUUUUACAAGGUGGUGCUUGGAGAGGUGACUGUUGUAACUGGGGUUCCUAAUUCAGGCAAAAGUGAAUGGAUUGAUGCCCUUUGUUGCAACAUUAACCAGAAAGAGGGCUGGACAUUUGCAGUGUGUUCUAUGGAAAACAAGGUUAAGGAACAUGCAAGGAAGCUUCUGGAGAAAUACAUAAAGAAACCAUUCUUCAAUGCCAAGUAUGGACAGUCUAUGCCACGCAUGAGCCCCGAGGAGUUAGAGCAAGGUAAAGAAUGGCUAAAUAAUACUUUCUAUCUCAUAAGGUCUGAGAAUGAUAGACUUCCAUCUGUUAAAUGGGUUCUUGACCUUGCAAAAGUAGCUGUUUUAAGGCAUGGAAUACGCGGCCUUGUAAUUGAUCCAUACAAUGAACUUGAUCAUCAAAGAUCACCGAACCAGACGGAAACAGAGUAUGUUAGUGAAAUCCUUACCAGAAUUAGGAGAUUUGCCCAGCACCAUUCCUGCCAUGUGUGGUUUGUUGCCCACCCUCGACAGCUGCAUAACUGGCAAGGUGACGCUCCUAAUAUAUAUGAUAUCAGUGGAAGUGCUCAUUUCAUAAAUAAAUGUGACAAUGGGAUUGUUGUUCAUCGAAAUCGAGAUCCAGCUUCUGGGCCACUUGAUCAAGUGAAGAUUUGUGUGCGGAAAGUGCGUAAUAAGGUUGCUGGAACUAUAGGUGAUGCCAUUUUGACAUAUGACAGGGUAACAGGAGAGUAUUCUGACAUUGGGCUUGACAGUGAUAGAUAAUAGCUUUUCCUCUGACUGGAAGUGAGAAUUGGGAAAUGGCUGAAACUUCAUUGUACAUUUAGUCACCAAGCAUUUGUGCCCUUCCACCUUUUAAUCUGAGAAGGCUCUACUCGUAGAGAAUGUGGAACAUCUCUGCAACUCAGUUAUCCUGGAAGGUUGUCCUGCACUUGUUUUUUGCUUCUAUUAUAAUAUCUACCAUUUAUUCCUAGUUGUACAUAUCAAUUUUAUGAAAAGAAAUUGACGAGAAGCUUAAUGAGCACUGCAUAUUUGUUGGUGUCCA